UGUUUCACCAUGUUCCGUCUGGACUGUGGCUUCCUGCCCUUUGUAUAGGUUUCUCAUGAGAACAAUGAGGUGUUCUGGGAUGCCCAUUUCCCUAAGGAUAUUCCACAACUUGACUUGGUUGAUGCAAUCGAAGGCUUUUCUGUAGUCAAUAAAUCACAUAAUGACUUCUUUUUUGUAUUCUUUGGCUUUCUCCAUUAUCCAGUGUGCAUCACCAAUGAUGUCUCCUGUUCCUCGGCCUUUUCUGAAACCAGCUUGAACAUCAGGCAUUUCCCUUUCCUUGUAGGGCUCUAAUCUGUGUUGGACAAUCCUGAGCAUUAUUUUGCUAGCAUCUGAAAUUGUGCAAUGGUUUGCGCAAUCUGUUAAGUCUCCUUUCUUUGGUACGGGUAUCUACACUGACCUCUUCCAAUCUGUUGGCCACUGUGUUGUUCUCCAAAUUUGCUGGCAUAGUUUGGUUAGAGCCUUGACUGUUUCUUCUUCUAUUGCCUACCAUAUUUCUGUAGCUAUUCCAUCCAUUCCUGUAGCCUUCCGACUUAGUAAUGACUUGAGUGCUGAUCUAACUUCAUCUUCGCGUACUAGAGGUUCUUGCAAGUAGGGAAUAUCAUCUAGAGUACAUUGGAUGUUGAUGUCCCUGCUGUACAGGUUUUCAGUAUACUCCUUCCAUCUCUGUUUGAUCUUCUCUGAGUCAGUUAUUAUCUGUCUUGUGGCAUCACUUAACAUACCAAUUCGAGGUUGGAAGCUCCCUCUGAGUUCUGAGAUCUUUUGGAAAACUGUCCUUGUUUUUCUGUGCCCACCCACACAUAGACUGGGUAAAUUCACAGUCAGGUAAUGACAAAGAGGCCAAAUUUCUAGAUAGGCUGAAUGACUGUGGCCUAGAACAAUUGGUCUUGGAACCCACCAGGGUGAAGGCGAUCUUGGACUUAAUCCUGAGUGGCACCCAGGACCUGGUGCGUGAUGUCAGUGCCAUCGACCCUUUAGGGAACAGUGAGUAUAGUGCCAUCAAAUUCAACAUACAUGCGGGGAGAGAAUAACCAAGGGAGUCUAACACAGACGUUUUGAAUUUCAGAAGAUGAAACUUCUUCAAAAUGAGGAGUAUGGUGAAAAGAAAGCUGAAAGGGAAAAUCAGGAGAGUCACUUCGCUCCAGAGUGCAUGGAGUUCACUCAAAACCACAAUACUAAAAGCCCAGUUAGAUUGUAUACUCAAAAGGAGGAAAGGUACCACUAAGUCCAGGAGGAUCCCAGCAUGGCUAACAGGUACCGUCAAGGAAGCCAUAAAAAGGAAGAAGACUUCCUACCGAAAUUGUGAGUCCUAUCCAAAUGAAGAGAACAGAAAGGAACACAAACCCUGGCAAAAGAAAUGCAAUGUGACAAUAAGGGAGGCAAAAAGAGAGUUUGAGGGAAAUUUAGCCAAAAGUAUCAAGGGGAAUAACAAAAACUUCUUUAAAUACAUCAGAAACAGUAAACCUGCCAGGGAGGUGGUUGGACCAUUAGACAAUGAGGGAGUGAAGGGGAAUAUUAAGGAGCAUAUGGAGGUUGCAGAGAAGCUCAAUGUGUUCUUUGCGUCCAUCUUAACGGCAGAGGAUACUGAGUAUAUACCUGUUCCUGAACCAGGCUUUUUGGGGAUGGCGGCUAAAGAACUGGGUCAGGUAGAAGUGACAAGAGAUGAUUAUCUAAACUGUCUGGAAAAACUGAAAACUAGCAAAUCUCCAGGGCCAAAUGGCAUCCAUCCAUGAGUCCUCAAAUAACUCAAAUGUGAAAUUGCCGACCUCCUUGCUAAAAUAUAUAACUUAUCCCUGCAAUCAGGCUCUGUACCAGAGGUCUGGAGAGUAGCAAAUGUAACACUAAUUUUCAAAAAGGGAUCCAGGGGCGAUCAGGGAAAUUACAGGCUCGUUAGCUUAACGUCCAUUCCAGGCAAAUUGAUGGAAAGCAUCCUCAAGGAUAAAAUUGUAAAGCACAGGCCCUGCUAGGAGAGACACAGCAUGGCUUCUGCAAAGGUAAAUCUUGCCUCACCAACCUUUUGGAGUUCUUUGAGAGUGUCGAGAAGUGUGUGGAUCAAGGUGAUCCAGUUGACAUAGUCUACCUGGACUUCCAAAAAGCUUUUGACAAAGUUCUUCAUCAAAGAUUCCUGAGGAAACUUAGCGGUCAUGGGAUAAGGGGACAAGUACAUGUGUGGAUUGCUACCUGGUUGAAAGACAGGAAACAGAGGGUAGGGAUAAAUGGAGAGUUUUCACGAUGGAGGGAAGAAAGAAGUGGGGUCCCCCAGGGAUCUGUACUGGGACCGGUGCUUUUUAAUUUAUUCAUAAAUGAUGUAGAAGCAGGGGUAAGCAGUGAGGUGGCCAAAUUUGCAGAUGAUACUAAACUACUUAGGGUAGUGAAAUCAAAAACAGAUUGUGAGGAGCUCCAAAAGGAUCUCUCCAAACUGAGUGAGUGGUGACAAAAUGGCAAAUGCAGUUCAAUGUAAGCAAGCAUAAAGUGAUUCAUAUUAGUGCAAAAAACCCAACUUCACAUAUACACUGAUGGCUUGGGGUCGUGGUGGAUAGCUCACUGAAAGUGUCAACUUAAUGUGCAGCAGCUGUGGAAAAGGCCAAUUCCAUCUUAGGGAUCAUUAGGAAGGGGACUGAAAAUAAAACUGCUAAUAUUAUAAUGCCCUUAUACAAAACGAUGGUGCGGCCACACCUGGAGUACUGCGUACAAUUCUGGUCACCACAUCUAAAGAAGGACAUUGUAGAACUGGAAAAGGUGCAGAAGAGGGCAACCAAGAUGAUCGGGGGCCCCGCCUGGAGCACCUUGCUUAUGAGGCAAGACUACAACACCUGGGACUAUUUCGUUUAGAAAAAAGACUGCGGGGGGAGGGGGACAUGACAGAGGUCUAUAAAAUCAUGCAUGGUGUGGAGAAAGUGGAGAGAGAGAAAUUCUCCCUCUCCCAUAAAUGCUAGAACCAGGGGUCAUCCCAUGAAACUGAAGGUCGGGAAAUUUAGGACUGACAAGAGGAAGUCCUUUUUCAUGCAAUGCAUAAUCAACUUGUGGAAUUCUCUGUGUGAAUUCCAUGUGGUGGAACGUGACGUGGUGACAGCGAACAACCUGGAUGGCUUUAAGAGGGGUUUGGAUGACUUCAUGGAGGAGAGGUCUCUCAAUGGCUACUAGUCGGAGGGCUGUGGGCCACCUCCAGCCUCAAAGGCAGGAUGCCAGUUAAGGUUAGGAUGCCUCUGAGUCCCAGUUGCAGGGGAGUCACAGCAGGAUGGAGGGCCUGCCCCUUUCAACUCCUGCCUGUGGGUUCCCCAGCGGCAUCUGGUGGGCCACUGUGCGAAACAGGAAGCUGGACUAGAUGGGCUUCCUUGGGGGGCCUGAUCCAGCAGGGCUGUUCUUAAGUUCACCACUGGAGUCAGCCUCUGCCCUUCAUGCCCCCCAGCUGGAUGGAGGAGGCAAGCCGCUCCCCAGACAACCUUUGCUCGCCUCCCUCCCCCCCUCCCCGCCAGGCACAGCCCAGAGCCCCACACACCUGUGCAAGGGUGGGGCAGUCUCGAGAUCAGGGCCCAGUGGAGGGGGCGGAGCUGGAGAAGAGGGAGCUGGGCCCAGAAGGCCAUGGCUGGCCGGGCGGCUGGGUGGGGGCAGCCUCUGCCUGUCUCUCUUCUCCUGAGCCCUGGUGGUGUGAUGGGGGGGGGGCGCGUGAGAAGCAGGGCGGGUUCCUCCCCGCCCACGUGCAGCCAGCCAGGCUCCUGGGCUGCCAGCACCCUGCCCUCCCCCGCGCCCAUCCCUCAGCGGACCCAGGAGUCCGGGCACCUGGCGCCUCCCCGGCAGCCCGUCUCCUUAUCGGCCGCAUCUGCCCUCCUGACUCCGGCUCUGCUCUGGGGCCAAAGUGCAGACCGCCGGGCGGGACGCGUCGGCAGAGGCAAGGAGCCUGCUCGCUCGGGCGCCUCUUCCCCAGAGUCGGACCAGCUGCUCCUCCGUCCGUCGGCGCGGGAAGAUGUCCUUCAGGGAGCAGCUGCAGGCCCUCAGCGUCUUCCAGUGGGUCCUGACCUUCCUCUUCUUUGGCAUCUUCUUCGCAAGCCUCCUGGCCUACCUGCUCUUCACCCCCUAUUGGUCCAUCACAGUCCUUUACUUUGCUUGGUGGAUCUGUGACUGGGAGACCCCAGAGAGAGGGGGUCGCCGGAGUGACUGGAUGAGACGGUGGAAGAUCUGGGAGCUCCACAGGGACUACUUCCCCAUCAAGCUGGUGAAGACGGCCGAGCUGCCCCCCACGCAGAACUACAUUCUGGGCUGCCACCCCCACGGCAUCAUCUGUGCCGGAGCCUUCUCUGCCUUCUGCACCGAGGCCACCGGCUUCUCCCGCACCUUCCCUGGCCUCCAUCCCAGCCUGGCACUCCUGGCCGGCCUCUUCCACCUGCCCGUCUACCGGGACUACAUGAUGAGCUCUGGGAUGGUUCCGGUUAGCAAACGGGCUCUGGACUACUUGCUGCAGGCAGGCCCUGGCCACGCCGUGGUCAUUGUGGUGGGCGGCGCAGCCGAAUCCUUAGACUGCGCUCCUGGGGAGCAGCGCGUGCGUCUGCGUGGGAGGCGGGGCUUUGUGCGCCUUGCGCUGCAGCACGGGGCUGACUUGGUGCCCGUUUACUCCUUCGGGGAGAACGACAUCUUCCGGCAGCUGCAGUUUCCCGAGGGCAGCCUCGCCCGCCGCCUCCAGCUCUGGUUCAAGCAGCUGGCCGGCUUCGCCCCGUGCCUCUUUGCCGGCCGCGGCCUCUUCUGCAGCCGGUCCUGGGGUCUUCUGCCCUUGGCUUCCCCCAUCACCGUUGUGGUGGGGAAGCCGCUUCCCGUCCCCUGCCGCCCGCAUCCCACAGAGGAGGAGGUCGACUGCCACCACGCCCGAUACGUGGCAGCCCUGCAGCAGCUCUUUGAGGCACACAAGGGCCGCUGUGGCCUCCCCGCCUCGCUGCACCUCACCAUCACCUAGCCGCCAGGCUGCCGGGUGGCGGGGGCUGCUUGGGCGGGAGCGCUGGGGAGGGGGCGGCUGACCGGGCAGCAGCGGGAGGCCUCCCCUUUCUCCCCCCACCCCCCAGGAAAGCCAGUGUGUGGCCUGUGGCGUGGAGGCAAGGGCUGGCCAGCCUCUCCUCCCUUUAUUCGGCCACCUCCAAGCCACCCUGGCUACCUCCGGGCUGCCCCGCCCGCACUUGCCGCCCCCCCCGUCUAACUGGUGGGAGGGGGGCCACCGCGGGAGGCCGGAGGAGUCUGCCAGCCCCCGAGGACUCCGCCAGUCACCGGCCAAGGGGCCCCCUCUGCUGCCAGCAAGAGCUCCCCUUCCCUGCCUGCCUCCCUUUCUGGCUUGCUCCCCGCAGGUGGGGGCUGCCUGGACAUGCCCAAGAGGGCUGUCCAAACGCCUUGCAGGAGUGGGGCGCAAUCACGGAAGGGAGGGGGGUCCAGGUUCUGUGGCCUUUGAGAAACGAUUUGCGCCUGGGGCAUCUAUACCAAAGUCCACAGAAACUGCAGUUUUCUAAAUCAAUCUCUUUAAUAAAUCCAAUACCAACUUCGCACAGUUCAAACAGUAAGUGGACUUCCUUCAGCAAUUGCAGCAGGAAAAUGCUUCUCGUUUGUAACAAAUAAAAAUCCACAUGGUUUGUAAA
Molecule: messenger RNA, 5609 nt
Organism: Hemicordylus capensis (graceful crag lizard)
Lineage: Eukaryota; Metazoa; Chordata; Lepidosauria; Squamata; Cordylidae
Gene: MOGAT3
Product: monoacylglycerol O-acyltransferase 3
Exons: 8
Coding region: 3962-4942 (326 amino acids)
Biological process (GO): triglyceride biosynthetic process
Cellular component (GO): endoplasmic reticulum membrane
Molecular function (GO): diacylglycerol O-acyltransferase activity
Source: RefSeq, a predicted model, not a curated record